AUGAAAGAAGACUAUUCAACAAUUGAACAUGACUUUUUGCAUGUCAAGGAUUACUUCAGCAAUUACAAAUUUACAUACAAGGAGAGACGAAGUAAGCUAGACUUUCUAUUAAACAUAUCCAAUGAGCCUGCGCAUGACACAACAAGUCUCAUUGCCUCUUCCAAGGAGCAAUUGGUCGAAGUGAAACACAUAUACAAAAAACUUGAUGAGGAAAUGAAAGAACUGAGCGUGGAGGUCUAUAAUGAGGAACAAUUGCUAUCACAAAAUACAGAAAAACUCAAUGAGCUGAACAAGCUUGAGUCUUCCUUACAGAAGGAAUACAACCAUUUAGUAGAUCUGCACGAAAAGGUGCUGGUCAAUGACAAGUUAAAUGAAGAAUUUGACGAAAUUGAAAAUGGCAUUAAACGAGUCUUCGGUGAAAUUGAAAGCAAAAAGUCUCUGAUUGGCACAUUCUCCAUUGAGUCCAAGCUUGAAGAAGAAAGACAGUUGAAGGAAGUGAGGAAUGAUCUCGCGGCUAAGCAGCGAAGACUAACGAUUAUUAACACAGAAAACUACAUUGAAGAUAUAUUUUACUGGGAAAAGCAGUACUUGGAAGUCCUUGAGAAGAUUUUUGGAACGAUAACCAUCAAUAGCUCGGAAGAUCGAAGUUGCCUGAAAAUAACAAUGAACAAUCCAUCAAAGAACAAUCCUGUACUUGAGAUAAAUAUCAAAGGAAAGAAGCUGCUGGACUGUUUUAUUUCAAAAAACAACUUUACUGAAAAGCAGCAGGCCGAGUUUGAAAGGAUUAAAGAGUAUUCGCUUAAGCUCAAUGAGGUAAGACCCCUAUUGAUUUACUUUGCAAUAAAUUGUUAA
This is a messenger RNA of Vittaforma corneae ATCC 50505, 852 nucleotides long. RefSeq lists its product as uncharacterized. Lineage: Eukaryota; Fungi; Microsporidia; Nosematidae. The transcript has a single exon. The record is from RefSeq and is a predicted model, not a curated record. The coding region runs from base 1 to 852 and encodes 283 amino acids.